AUUUUUUAUAUAUUUGAACGCAUUUAAAUUAUUAAACAUAAAUAGUAUUUUUUUAAAACAAAUUAAAUUGUAAAGGUUUUUCGUACGGUCUCACUGCUGACUCAAAAACACAAGUUCUUAGGGUUUGCGAAUUUUUUGUAAAAACUGAAUUAAAAUGGACAUUUUUGAGAGCUUCUGCCGAACCUGUGGCAACGAGUGCAUGGAGUCAUUGAACAUCUUCGAUGAAAGCACCAGAACAAUGGACAAACUGGUUCGAAUUUCCGAUUUGAUGGCCUCUUGCUUACCUCCCAGUUUGCCGCCUCUGGAUCCCGCAGAUGAUUAUCCCAAGCAAAUAUGUCGCAUUUGCCUAAAGAAGCUAACACUGGCCUACGAAUUCCAUCAUCAGUGGCUCAGAGCCCACAGCGAGUUCAAUGUGGCACUGAAAUUUGAGCAGCGCAGGAAACGCAGCAUUGCUAACAAAACAAAGCCAUCAAAAACAGAGGAGCCACCACAAAUACCCACAGAGCUCGUCGAGGAGGCUUCGCCGGAAGUAACAGAUGCCGAUUGGAUGGGUUCCCUGACUGAAGUAGCUACUGCUCCUGUUCAAGAGCAGCAAGUCAAAAGUACUAGUGGUUUCGACAGACUCAGUUUUAAGUGCAGCGUUUGCAGUGAACGUUUUCACACUGAAAAAGCCUGCAGAUUUCAUUACAAAUUCUCACACAAGGCUCAAGAAUAAGCAUUCUUUCAAAGAAAUCUCCAUUAGUCCAUAUUGCGUCUAUAAAGCUUUCAACAGCAGGAAUUGUCAAUAAACGGGUGCUUUUUAUAAGACCAAAGCUAUC
Molecule: messenger RNA, 818 nt
Organism: Drosophila ananassae
Lineage: Eukaryota; Metazoa; Arthropoda; Insecta; Diptera; Drosophilidae
Gene: Dlip1
Exons: 1
Coding region: 155-715 (186 amino acids)
Cellular component (GO): nucleus
Molecular function (GO): zinc ion binding
Source: RefSeq, a predicted model, not a curated record